AUGAAGAUUCCCACGAGGACCCAGGGCCAGUUCUCAAAGAGCCUCCUGCUGUCAGCCUUGAUCCUGGCACUCUGGAUGCCCCAAGCCUCCCAGGCAGCCCUCCACAUCCAGAAGAUUCCAGAGCAGCCUCAAAAGAACCAGGACCUUCUCCUGUCUGUCCAGGGUGUCCCAGACACCUUCCAGGACAUCAACUGGUACCUGGGGGAGGAGACCUAUGGAGGCACAAGGCUAUUCACCUACAUACCUGAGCUACUGAGGCCCCAGAGGGACGGCAGCGCCAUGAAACAGCGGGACAUCGUGGGCUUCCCCAAUGGUUCCAUGCUGCUGCGGCGCGCCCAGCCCACGGACAGCGGCACCUACCAAGUAGCCAUCACCAUCAACCCUGCCUGGACCAUGAAGGCCAAGACCGAGGUCCAGGUGGCCGAAAAGCAUAAGGACCUGCCCGGUGCACACCUGCCCAUGAAUGCGGGGAUCGUGGCUGCCAUCAUCAUCGGAUCUCUUGCUGCCGGGGCCCUCCUCAUCGGCAGCAUUGCCUGUCUCCUGGUGACAAGGGGCUGGAGGGGCCAGAGCCACAGGAUGACGACCACAGAGAACUCUGAACGGGGCCCCAGUCACAACACUGGUAACAACAAUGCCUAUGAACUAAUGUCAUCUCCGGUCUUCCUAGUGUCUCCCCUCAGUGACAAGGGGUCGACGAACUCAGCCCUGACCCUGCACGUGCCUGUACCCCUGCAGCCGGGGCCGGAGAACCACCAGUACCAGGACCUGCUAAACCCAGACCCUGCCCCCUACUGCCAGCUGGUGCCAAGCCCUGAAGGAGCCCGGCCAGCAACCCAGCCUGGCCACGCGUCUGGGAAAGGCAGGCUCCUGCCUCCUGCCGUGCCAGAGUCCCCGGCAUCUGGAUAUUUGGGGAGUCCCUUCCCCUGGGGACAAGGCAGCCCCCCACCACCAGGCUCUGAGGCCCAGAGCAGGGAGGCCUGGCUUCAUAGGCCCAGGGCCCUGGGUGACAGUCCUGGCGAGUCAGCACAGCUGCUGGACCCCUUCCCCACUCAGGCAGCUCCAGCCCCUCUCAAAACCCAGUCUCUCGGAACCUGCUGCCAACUUCCGGCCUUGGCCCCCACCCGGAAUCGCACUGAGUCCCUCAGGGCAGUGGCUCCCUUCUCCACCACCGCCCCAGCCCCUGCUCCCGAAUACUCGCAGACGGGACAGGAGGCAGAGCUGGGCCAGCAGGGGGCAGCAGAGGACCGCACAGACUACAGACACACGCUCUGCCACCUAAGGCCGCAUCCGCCCACCCCAGCCUCUGCCCCUGUCUUUACCCUUCUGGGCACCAAGAGAGUCCACCCAGCUGCCCAAGCCCAAAACAUGGCCCUGGACGGGCUCCUGUACCUGGCGGAGGUGUGCAUGGGUUUCGCUGGAGGAGUUUUUAUCUGUUGGACACGACAGAGAAAAGCGUUCCACUACUGA
Messenger RNA from Lemur catta (Ring-tailed lemur), 1467 nucleotides. It is a transcript of the gene CEACAM19, whose product is annotated as CEA cell adhesion molecule 19. The record is from RefSeq and is a predicted model, not a curated record. The coding region runs from base 1 to 1467 and encodes 488 amino acids. NCBI's taxonomy places the organism in Eukaryota, Metazoa, Chordata, Mammalia, Primates, Lemuridae. The transcript has 11 exons.